AUGUAUGUAAAUUGUUUGUUCCCACAGGGUGUUUUAUCAGAUCUGACACAAGUUACACGUCUACAUGGUUUUGACCCAGUUUGGGGGGUGCUUGUUGUGGGCACAGUCACUUUCAUUUUGGGAUUUGCUGGGUGUGUUGGAGCUCUCAGGGAAAACAUCUGCCUCCUUAAGUUUUUUGCUGGAGUCAUUGGCUUCAUCUUCUUCCUGGAGUUGACGGCUGCGGUGUUGGCGUUUGUGUUCCAGGGCCAAGUUAGGGAGUGGAUCAGUGAUUUCUUCUUGGCUAAUGUGAAGGCCUACAGGGAAGACAUUGACCUGCAGAACCUGAUCGACUCUCUCCAGAAACUGAAUCAUUGCUGUGGAGCUAAAGACCCCAACGACUGGAAUCUAAAUGUGUAUUUUAACUGCUCAGAGAGUAACCCCAGCAGAGAGAAAUGUGGAGUGCCGUUUUCCUGCUGCAUCAGCGACCCUGCUGAUACAGUGGUGAACACGCAGUGUGGAUAUGAUGUUAGAGCGUCUGGCACACCGUCUGUAUGGAGCAACACCAUUUAUGUCAAAGGAUGCAUGAUUGCUUUGGAGGAGUGGCUUCCACGCAAUCUCUACAUUGUGGCUGGAGUCUUCAUAGUAAUAUCAUUGCUACAGAUGGUGGGAAUCUUCUUGGCAAGGACGUUGAUUGGAGACAUUGAAAAAGUAAAGUUUAAUUAUUACUGAGCUCACAUUACUGAAAGGGAGACGUGCACCUCCUGUUAUUCUUUUGCAUCUCAUUUUGUGGAGAAGAGGACUCUGGACCAUUCACUGGACCACCUUUUCAGAAUUUCUAUAAACCACAUGUUGAAUAUGCAGCUGCCUAAGUUUACCUGGAUAUUGUCACAUGUGUGCCUUGUCUCUUCAAGUUUACCUCCGGCCCACUCCCUAUUUUUAGUAGAAUUUUUUUUUCAAAUCUUUUUUUUUUAUAGGACUACCAUUAACCAAACAUUUGUAUUUUUGGGACCACUAUUAACCAAGCUGGGUGUACAUAGUGCCAACAUAACCUGAAAUGUAAUUGUAAUGAUGAGAAGUCGUCAACCAAACUUUGAUUCCUAAAAUGUAUCUAUAUGGUCUUGUUGCACACACUCCAAAAUCGUAUGUGCACACUUUUCUUUUAGGGAACUAAAUUAAGAAUUAGUACAAAAGCACAAACUAGAACAAUUAGGAUGUUUUUAGAAGCAUGUUUAUUUUUCCUUAGAUAAAAACCUGCAAAAUUAAGAUAAAAAAAACAAAAAAAAACGGAUUGACCGUUUUUUUGUACUCUUAUAGUAAAACCUGUAAUGAAAGAAUUUUUUAAAAUGUAGUUUUAACUACAGUAAAUGCAUAUCCUUAAAGUUUGUUGAAUUGUAUUUGUAACUUAAUAUUUUUGCAGACAGAAGUUCUGCAUUUAAUGUCAACUUCAAAGAGUGCAGAAGAAAAAUAUCAGGAUCUGACCCUAACUACUCGCAUGUAAAUGGAACAUAAUCGAGAAUGCAUUUGGGUAGAAAUCAAAUGCCAGUGAGUCUAAAAGAGAAGUGAGCUAAUCGAUUUGGUCCUACAUGAUGGAGGUAAGAGGUGUCAGUUUGUGAUAUGUAUUUUACCAUAAGCAGCUCACAUACGCAAUUAUGUGUCCAUUCUGUUAACUGAAUGUCUUGCAUUUAAGGGUCACUGAAGUUUGAUGGUAGGCACCAUAUGGCUUAUAAUAUUCUGAUGUCAACAUUGCCUUGAGAUGCCAACAUUUACCUCCUUUUUUCUACUGUUACUUGGUGUCUUUAUGCAAAAAUGCAGAUUGUGCCUUUUCUCUGGCAUUGAAUAUUUCAUCAAAUGUAUUGUACAGUGUUUAGCUGGAUAGAAUAAAACCCAUGAUUAACCUUUUUUAUGGGUGUUAAAAAAAAAGUACUUUUUUUUGUUGGUAUUUUCAAUUGAAAAUCUAAAUGCAAUUACAGCACAAAUUACUUAAAAUAUGUAAUAUUAACAAUAUAACAUUAACAUGUCUUCACACUUGAAUUAGCCAAAACACAAUAUGCAUUCUGACAUAAAUGCAAACACCUUUUCUAUAGCCCAAAGACUUCUUUUCUCAGUUCUAUCAUAUAAUUGUAUAUGACCUCUGAAAUUCUCAUCAAUGCAAAAAGGAAAUUAUUUAAGAAAAGAAAGCAUUUAGUUAAUCUUUUUAAUUCAGAGUGCACUAUUUUGUCCCUUUUUUGGAGUGUCUGUCUGUGCCACUGUGUAAUGUUAAAGCUCAAUUGAGUAUUUACUAAAAUGCAGUACAGUUUCCCUGAUCUUGCUACAAGAGCCUCCUUUUUUUGUGAAGGGAUGUUUUUUGUGUUGGAUUUAGAUGUCAUUUAUUGUUGAAUAUUCGUUAUCUUUGUAAAUAUUUCCUGAAUUCUUUUCAUAAUUUUUAUAUUCAAUAAUAAAAAAAAAAAGAGUUUGACAUUA
Sinocyclocheilus grahami is the source of this 2439-nucleotide messenger RNA. Its product is annotated as tetraspanin-14-like. Lineage: Eukaryota; Metazoa; Chordata; Actinopteri; Cypriniformes; Cyprinidae. The record is from RefSeq and is a predicted model, not a curated record. The transcript has 7 exons. The coding region runs from base 1 to 708 and encodes 235 amino acids. Gene Ontology annotation, cellular component: plasma membrane.